AUGGAAGCCGGCAAGGACAAUGCCAAUCCCACCAUCUUGAACCCAGACGAUCUACCUCGUCGUCGCCAGCGUACCGCCCCCGAGCAGAACGCAACCGCCACCAAGCACGGAAUAUUCGAUGCCUUGGUGGCGCCAGCGUAUCCCAGCCUUACCCAUCCCGCUGCAUCCUCCCCAGACCUCUCCGUCGACGACCUCUCCUCUUCCGAAGACGACAAUCAUGUCUUCUCCGACUCGGAUGACGAGGUCCGCGAGGAGAUCGAUGAACAAGAAGUCUACGACCUCAUCUCUUCCAUCAUGGACCCGGAACAUCCUCUCACCCUAGGCUCCCUGGGCGUGGUCAACCUUGAAGACAUCACAAUCAUCGCCCCUUCCUCUCCGCGCUCGCGCAUUAGUUCCGUGCAGGUCCUCAUCACGCCCACCACCUCCGCCUGCUCCCUGACGACUGUCAUAGGGCUCGGCGUCAAGGUGCGUCUGGUCAAUGCCCUGCCACCACGCUUCCGUGUCGACGUACGCAUAAAGGAAGGCACGUCUUCCACUGCCGACGAGGCAAAUAAGCAGCUUGGCGACAAGGAACGCGUCGCUGCCGCCAUGGAGAAUCGCAAUUUAAUCAACAUGGUUAACCACAUGCUCUCAUCGUGCGAGUAA
Molecule: messenger RNA, 645 nt
Organism: Lecanosticta acicola
Lineage: Eukaryota; Fungi; Ascomycota; Dothideomycetes; Mycosphaerellales; Mycosphaerellaceae
Source: the annotation of a GenBank genome assembly